UCGGCCACGGGCGAUUAGUAUGACGACCAGCUGAUGUGUUAAUUCUACUCCCUCACGGCGUCGGCAAGAUUGACGAUUCAACGGAAGGAUGCUGGGUGGUGUGGGUGGUCGACACGUGUCUACACGUCGACGUGGCAGCAUUCCGCUUAUGCGAGUGGGUCUUUCUGGUUAUGGCGCGACCACAUCCGGCGGGGGAAAUGCGAUCGACGGCGAGACGACGCAAGAACCGGUGCCCAAGUAUGCCGCCAGAAGAAGGAGGGCCGUCACCACCAGCGAUCACAAGAGUUGUGCCCUCAUACAGACACGACUCAAGCUUGGCGAUAUUAUGUUGGCAGCAGCGCAAGAGGCGGCACAAAGGGAAACUGGAUACGCGAGUCAGUACUACGGGAGAAGGUCGAGGUUGGCCGGACUGAGGGGUGGUCUCGGUGACUGGACUAGCUUCGGAGGGGAGGUACCUGGUCUGGUGGAUAUGGCGCCAGGCCGGGAUCAGGGCGGAGGGACGGGUGGCGGUGGGGGAGGCGGCAGGGGCACCACGUCGUUGUUCAUCCUAUCGGAGGAUAACAUCAUACGAAGGUACACGCGUUUUAUCAUCGAGUGGCCGCCCUUCGAGUACGCCGUCCUGCUCACCAUCAUCGCCAAUUGCGUGGUCCUCGCCCUCGAGGAGCAUCUGCCGAAAGAGGACAAGACCCCACUCGCACAGAAUCUCGAGGUCACGGAGAUCUACUUCCUCGGGAUCUUCUGCGCCGAGGCGAGCCUCAAGAUCCUCGCUCUCGGCUUCGUCCUCCACCAAGGCUCCUACCUGCGCAACAUCUGGAACAUCAUGGACUUCUUCGUUGUGGUGACCGGGAUCAUCACGGCGUUCUCGGCGGGCAUACACCUGGAGAUGGAUCUGCGUACGUUGCGUGCGAUACGCGUGUUGCGACCGCUCAAACUUGUCUCCGGCAUACCGAGUCUUCAGGUGGUGCUCAAGUCUAUCAUCAAGGCGAUGGCACCGCUCCUGCAGAUCGGCUUGCUGGUACUCUUCGCUAUCGUGAUAUUCGCCAUCAUCGGCCUCGAGUUUUAUUCGGGAACCCUGCAUAAAACGUGCUACAGUAUAGAAAACAUCAAUGUAAUCAUACAGGAAGGCGAGCAACCGAGCCCGUGUUACACCCUGGACGACGCGAAAGACGACGCUCCGCUCGGGGCCCACGUGUGCAACGCGAGCGAAUCUAUGUGCUUGGAGCGCUGGGUGGGACCAAACUCGGGCAUCACCAGCUUCGACAACAUCGGAUUCGCCAUGCUCACUGUCUUCCAGUGUAUCACUAUGGAGGGCUGGACUGCCAUAUUGUACUGGACAAACGACGCUCUUGGCAGCACGUAUAACUGGAUUUACUUUAUACCAUUGAUCGUCCUUGGAUCAUUCUUCAUGCUGAACUUAGUUCUUGGUGUCUUGAGCGGAGAGUUUGCAAAGGAGAGAGAAAAGGUGGAGAACCGGCAGACCUUCCUGAAGUUGCGAAGACAGCAGCAGCUUGAGCGCGAGCUGAAUUGUUACCUGAAUUGGAUCUGCAAAGCAGAGGAGGUUAUACUCGCCGAAGAGAGGACCACAGAAGAGGAGAAAGAGCACAUUAUGGAAGUAAGAAGAAGAGCAGCAGCGAAAAAGAAAAAGCUGAAGAAUCUCGGCAAGAGCAAAAGCACUGACACGGAAGAGGAAGAGGGCGAUGACGACGGAGACGAUGAUGCUCCUCUUGUUUCAGUGCCUAAGAAAAAACUCAAAGGAUUCUCGAGAGCCUCCGUCUUCAAGUCAAAAGUGAAGAAGCAAGGCACGUGCUUGCAAUUCUGGCGGGCCGAGAAGAGGUUCAGGUUUUGGAUACGCAACGCCGUCAAGUCGCAACAGUUCUACUGGUUUGUCAUCGUUCUUGUAUUCUUCAACACCUUUUGCGUGGCCGUCGAGCAUUACGGUCAACCGCAGUGGCUCACCGACUUCCUCUACUACGCAGAAUAUGUGUUCCUAGCUCUCUUCAUGAUGGAGAUGUUUAUAAAGGUCUACGCGCUCGGUCCUCGCACAUAUUUCGAAUCGAGCUUCAAUCGCUUCGACUGCAUGGUCAUCUUGGGCUCGAUCUUCGAGGUGAUCUGGUCCGCGGUGAAGCCCGGCUCUUCUUUCGGUCUCUCCGUCCUACGUGCCCUUAGACUCCUGAGAAUUUUUAAAGUCACCAAAUACUGGAAGAGCCUGAGGAAUCUCGUGAUAUCGCUGCUCAGCUCGAUGCGCAGCAUCAUCUCCCUUCUCUUCCUGCUCUUCCUCUUCAUUCUCAUAUUUGCGCUGCUCGGUAUGCAGCUGUUCGGCGGCCAGUUCAAUUUCGAGAGUGGCACGCCGCCCACCAACUUCAACACGUUUCCCAUCGCACUACUCACUGUCUUCCAAAUCCUGACUGGAGAAGACUGGAACGAAGUGAUGUACCAAGGUAUCGAAUCGCAGGGCAUGGCCCACUCGCUCUACUUCAUCGUGCUGGUGCUGUUCGGCAACUACACCUUGCUGAACGUCUUCUUGGCUAUCGCUGUCGAUAAUCUUGCGAACGCGCAAGAACUUAGCGCCGCCGAGGAGGAGCAGAAGGAGGAAGACAAAGAGAAGCAGUUACAAGAGCUCGAGAAAGAGAUUGAGUCGCUGCAGAAGCCCGGGGACGGUAGCGCACCGAAGGUGGAAAUCUGCCCUCCAAGUCCAAGCCAGAAUUUAGACGGAAGAGGUGAAAAUCAGGCGUCCGAAGAAAGGAGGCAGGAUGAAGACGACGACACGGGACCAAAACCAAUGCUGCCAUACUCCUCCAUGUUUAUAUUGUCCCCUACGAAUCCCAUAAGAAGAGCCGCCCACUGGGUCGUGAACCUUCGGUACUUCGACUUCUUCAUAAUGUUGGUGAUAUCGCUGUCGAGUAUCGCGCUGGCCGCCGAGGAUCCCGUCUGGGAGAACGCGCCGAGGAACAAGAUCCUCAAUUACUUCGACUACGCGUUCACCGGUGUUUUUACCGUCGAGAUGGUGUUGAAAAUUAUCGAUCUCGGCAUCAUACUGCAUCCGGGCUCGUAUCUGCGCGAGUUCUGGAACGUAAUGGACGCGGUCGUAGUGAUAUGCGCCAUGGUGUCGUUCGCCUUCGACAUGACCGGUAGCUCGGCCGGCCAGAACCUUUCGACUAUUAAAUCGCUGCGAGUGCUACGAGUGCUCAGGCCGCUCAAGACGAUAAAACGCGUGCCGAAACUCAAGGCGGUGUUCGACUGCGUGGUGAACAGUCUCAAGAACGUCAUUAACAUUCUCAUAGUGUACAUAUUGUUUCAAUUCAUCUUCGCUGUGAUCGCGGUGCAGCUGUUCAACGGUAAAUUCUUCCACUGCACCGAUGAGAGCAAGUAUACGAAAGAUGAUUGCAACGGUUACUUCUUCGUUUACGAGGAGAAUAACAUGAUACCGAAGCUCAAGCAACGGGUUUGGGACUCCCAGUCCUUUCACUACGAUAACGUGAUGGUGGCCAUGCUGACGCUGUUCGCCGUACAGACCGGCGAAGGUUGGCCGCAGAUCUUGCAGAACUCGAUGGCGGCCACAUACGAGGACCAGGGCCCCAUCCAGAAUUUUCGCAUCGAGAUGUCCAUUUUCUACAUCGUCUACUUCAUCGUUUUUCCAUUCUUCUUCGUCAACAUCUUCGUGGCCUUGAUCAUUAUUACGUUUCAGGAGCAAGGAGAGGCUGAACUUCAGGACGGUGAAAUCGAUAAGAAUCAGAAAUCGUGUAUAGACUUUACAAUACAAGCUCGUCCGCUCGAGAGGUACAUGCCGAAAGAGCGAAAUAGCAUAAAGUACAAAAUCUGGAGGAUAGUCGUAUCCACGCCAUUCGAAUAUUUUAUCAUGGUACUCAUCGUUUUAAACACGUUACUGCUUAUGAUGAAGUAUCACGAAGCGCCGGAAGAUUUAUUGGACACCUUAGCCAUCGUGAACAUGAUCGUCACCUUGUUUUUCCUCAUUGAGUGCAUCCUUAAACUCGUCGCCUUCGGAUGGAAGAACUUCUUCAAGGAUGCCUGGAACACCUUCGACUUCAUCACGGUGAUCGGCAGUAUCGUGGACGCCCUUGUGAUCGAGUUCGGGGAGAACUUUAUCAACGUCGGCUUCCUGAGGCUCUUUCGCGCCGCCAGACUCAUCAAACUACUCAGGCAGGGAUACACGAUACGAAUUUUACUCUGGACCUUCGUACAAUCCUUCAAAGCUUUGCCUUACGUUUGUCUUCUCAUAGCUAUGCUGUUCUUCAUCUACGCGAUCAUCGGUAUGCAGGUAUUCGGUAACAUCGCGCUAGAUGGUGAGACUUCUAUUACCAAGCACAACAAUUUCCAAAGCUUCAUACAAGGUCUGAUGCUGCUUUUUCGGUGUGCCACGGGCGAGGCCUGGCCGAACAUAAUGUUGUCCUGCGUAAAGGGCCGACCCUGCGACGCGAAGGCCGGCAAGCAGGAGCCGGAAGGUUGCGGAUCCAACAUCGCCUACGCCUACUUCGUGUCGUUCAUCUUCUUUUGCUCGUUUCUCAUGUUGAAUCUCUUCGUCGCCGUCAUCAUGGACAACUUCGAUUACCUCACGCGCGACUCCUCGAUCCUAGGCGCUCAUCAUCUCGACGAGUUCGUCCGGAUCUGGGCCGAAUACGAUCCGAACGCAACCGGCAAGAUUCAUUAUACGGAGAUGUACGACAUGUUGAAGAACAUGGAUCCGCCGUUGGGGUUUGGCAACAAGUGUCCGAAUCGUCUCGCGUACAAGAAGCUCAUCCGCAUGAACAUGCCGGUCGACGAUGACGGCAAGGUGAAUUUCACCACCACGCUGUUUGCCCUGAUCCGUGAAAAUCUCAGCAUAAAGAUGCGAUGCGCCGACGAAAUGAAUCAAGCCAAUGAAGAAUUGCGGGACACGGUUCGAAGUAUCUGGCCCUUGCAGGCCAAGAAAAUGUUGGAUCUUUUGAUACCUAGGAAUGAAGAGCUGAGCAGAAACAAGAUGACCGUGGGUAAGAUAUAUGUCUGCCUUUUGAUACUGGAAAGUUGGCGGUCGACGAGGUUUGGUCAACUAAAGUCUGCUGAACAGAACGAUAACGAUCUUAUCGAUAACGAUAAUGCUGGGCAAAGUCCUGCGGCCCAGGCGCCAUCGGCCUUCUACAACUGCCUGCUCGACAUGGCGGCGGUAAAUCACACCGGAAAUAAUCACGGAACUGGAAGUAGGGCAAACAGCCUCGAACCGGUGAUCCGACCGGCCGCGGAGGUGAAGCACGAACGACACAAAGAUGAUCACAGGGAUGAGGAGGAUGGGACCAUGGGUGUUCUCGCAGCCGCCGAGCACAGACGUCAGCGUAGCAUCAGAAAUAAAAAGGUGAACUGGAAGAUGUCUCACCAGUACGAUAUACUAGGCAGCAGCGGAGAGAGUAGCCAGGGAGGGGGUGGGUCUGGGGUUGUACUCGUAGUUAAUGGCGAGGAUCGCGCCCCCGAGCUAGAGCCGUUGCUGGCCGAAGUGCCCUCCCAGCGGGAUGAUCAAAACAACUACUACCACGACCAUCACCAUCACGAUCAAUACUACUACGAUACCGACAAUGAUCAAUACUAUGACCAUCACCAAUACUACCACCAUCACCAUCACCAUCAUGAUCAUCAUGACUACCGACCACCCUCGUACUACCAACACCAGAACACCUACGCACCUCGCUCCUCGAUCCGUUACCACAAGGAGCUGCAAGACGUCGUACCGUCCGACUCGCGUGCCGGUAGUCUCGAGAGUCUCACCCAUCCCGGCGACAGAAUCCUUCGUCCGCAUCAUCCCUCAGCACCUCCCCCUAGGCGUUCGCGAUCGCCAAGUAUAAGAAGACACUCGCCAGUAAUGCCUAGAUCGCCAUCGCCAAGGCGACACGGUCGAUACGACCAUCACGGUCAUUACCACGAAGGACCAGGGUUUAGCGACACCGUUAGCAAUGUCGUCGAGAUACAAAGGCACACUCAUCAUUCCCACCCGUCACAGUAUAAUCAUCGGCAUAGGAUACGAGACUAUUACGACCACUGCGACUAUUACGACGAUGGUCCGUGGAGUGCCUCGACGAGUCCGGCCAGAUCGCCGAGUCCGGUUCAUCGGAUCGAUCGCGGCCAUUACGGCACGACCAGUCUAGAACAGCGUUCGCGGAGCCCGAGCCCGAUCGGCGGUCGUCCGCAUCAUCAUCGUCACCAUCAUCAUCCGCAUCAACACAGUUAUCCGGUGCUGGUUACGAGGAGGGGCCAGGGUCGUCGGCUGCCACCGACGCCGAACAAGCCGUCGACCCUGCAGCUGAAACCGGCCAACAUCAACUUUCCCAAACUAAACGCCUCGCCCACUCACGGGCCGCACGGUCCGCCGCACGUGCCGGUCGGACCGGGCCACGUGAUGCAGCAUCCGCAUCCGGCACCGCAUAUGCCGCCGCCCAGCAUGCAGCCGAGCUAUCAUCCGUUGAGCUUCGAGCAGGCUGUUGCGAUGGGCCGCGGUGGUCGCGUGCUGCCCAGCCCAGUGCCCAAUGGCUACAAGCCGCAACCACAGUCCAAACAGAGAGCACCUAGAUCGAGGCACUCAGACAGUGACGAGGACGAUUGGUGCUAGCCAAAGUGGGACCCUGGACGGUGGUCCGGUGACGUGGACGCCCCCAGGCGUCUUAGAGUUUGCGCGUGAUAGUCGUCCACAAGUGAGGACGCGUUGAUUUCGAUGUGAAGGCAAACCGGAAGUGCCGCAGUCGACGAGCUCGAAGCCACGAGGAGCUUCCUCCAAGUCUCGAUCGUCCGGGAACGAUACCAUCCGAUGGAGCGGUUCCACGGCAUUGCGGUAUGUUCCGAAAGGGGUCUAAAGCGAAGUUGGACGGGGAAGACGGAGGCGGAGAGAGAUUCGAACUGAUAUCGAGGGCUGAACACGGCGACCGAACAGGGUCAGCAAAUACACACACAAGGGAGAUCGAUGUGCAAUCUUUUCAUACGUACGACGUCGUCUUUGCACAAAUACCGCAAAUACGCUUUGUUCUACGUAUGGACAUAUGUAUCCCACGAACGGACGAGAUGCAAUCAAACGGCUGAGUUCAAAUUCAAUGAAGAAUUCCGAAAAUUCGAAGCGAAAGAACUCGGCUAUAUCGAAGCAAAAUCGCCUGGUGCGAUUUCUUCAACAAAAAAACAAAAAAACAAAAAAACAAAAAAACAAAAAAAAAAAAAGAAAAAAAGCGACAAGAUACGUUUCAUCCGAUCGAGGACGUUUUUACGACGGCGUAAACGGCGAUCGGCGAAAACGAUCGAGCGAAAUCUCUCGAGAUCGCGAGCGACAGCUAAUGUCGAGAGAGAUAAGUGGUAAUAAUUAAACAGUGUGAAACACAUCGUGCGCGAGACAAAGGAAUCCGAGCGGACGUUUCGAAAGUAGCUUCGGACCCAUCUCCGACUGUAUCGCACGCGAGUUUAGUAUUUUAAUCUUCCCCUCACCUCGAUCGAACGAGGAUUGUCGGACGGGGAAGAUCUACUUUUUAUACGAUUUUCCGGAGGAGAGAUUCAGCUGAGGCUGUGAUCACCACAACCAAACGUUCUCUUACGUGCGUGAGUGUGUUUGUAUGUUACGUGUGUGUAAUUUUUUUGCGCGUGUGUAUGUAAAACUCCCCUUCCCCCACGAUUUGUCGAAAAAUCGCGCUUGACGUACCGCGAAUCGUUUCAUCUCCGAUGAUUAGCGAUGAUAUUAGCGAUGUUAGAUUGUUUAACGACGACGCCGAUAAGAGGAGAAAAAUACGGAUUUAAUAAAACUGAAAAAAACGAAUAGAUAGAUGAGCGUGAUAAAGCGGAUGUGUUCCCUGAUAAAUCGUUUGUGAAAAGAAUUGAAAUCGAAGUAAAAAAUAUAUAAACUAAAGAGUGUAUAGGCCAAAGAAACGUAACCGAGACACUCGAAGUUGCUUUACUGAGAUUUGUGCUUUAUUUCGUGCUGUUAAGAAGGUAGCGCAAAAACAAAAACCGUUCAAAUCAAACGCGUCACAUAUAUAGAUUUCAAAAAGUAGAAGUCGCUACGAGAAAUGCGCGAGAACUGCCGCCACAAAGUACCGAUAUAUUGAGGCGAAGAUUGUUCGCGGUUCUUCUUCGAGCGCGAGAUAAAUCGAACGAAAAAAAACGUCGAAUACGAAACGUCGUCGUUAAUUGUUUGCGAUUGUUGCCUCGCGAUUCGUGCCAAUCAAGAGUUCAAUUCAAAAAGAAAAUCGAAGAACAAAAAAAAAAAAAAAAAAAAGGACCACGAUCGAGGGUGCGCGGAGACGGGAUGAGACAGGUUGAAUUGUCGCGUGUCAAGGGGGGAAGAGAUGCGUUAACGGAGAGAGGGAGAGAAUGAAAGAAAUUUAGGAGAAACACACAAACGGAGAAACACAGUUCUUCUUAAAAAAAAAAAAAAAAACACACACAGUUUUCAAAAGCACUUGUAAAUUACUUGCAUAUAUAAUUGAAUUACAAUACUUAUUACUAUCACUGCUAAAACUACCCUUAUUAAACUAAAACCACCUACCAAAAAGAGAAGUGAAACCAGCUACUCUCCACUACUGUUACUAUGUUUCAGCUACUAUUCAGCUGCUGCUCUACUAUCUCUCUCUCUCACUACUACUAUUACUAUUACUAUUACUGAAAACUAUUCUACUCUAACGCUAACUAUCUUGCUACUAAUGCUGUUACUAUUAUUACUGUAAUAACUAAGUGUAACUAAUUACCGAAGUGCGCGCGUAAAGAAAGAACGAGAAGAGAAACAUCAGUUUCGCACGUAAUUAAUUUAAUCGUUUGAUCAAGAGAUAAGCCGUGCUGACACUACAUUGCCGAGUUUCAAAUGUACGAUUGAAUUGAACAAAGACAACUACAAAAAAAAAAAGAACGAAAAUGGAAAAAGAACAGACAAAAAAAAAUAAAUAAACAAAAAUUGAGAGAAAACGAGAUGGUUUUGCUAAAAACGAGUGCACGUUAUCCGACCCGAAAUCACAUGAGAGACAAGGAAAAAGAAAGAAAAAAUCUUAAAUAAAUAUAUAUAUAUAUAUAUUAUAAAUAAAUUUUCAAUAUACUGCCAAUCAUUAUAAAGUGUUUUAAGCAAACACACACGAAAAUAUAUAGGUGUACAUAAAUAUACGUUCUUUUUUUCUGCGACACGUUUAAAUAUUAUACGAUUAUAUCUGUAAGUGUGUAAAUACCCGAUGAAAGAAGAAAAAAUGCGAAAGAGAGGGAGAGAGAGAGCGAGAGAAAAUGAAAAUUCGAAUGAAUGCAUAUAAGUAAUUGAAUCAGUAAAUUUGAGAAGCGAAAUAAAUUUAUUUUGCGAAAUAUUUUUAUUUUCGUUUCUUCCAGUUUACGUAAAAAUACAUUUUGUACUUUUUACGCCUUCAAUCUUUUCUAAUUUCUCACAUAUUUUUAUUUAUUUUUAUUCAAUUGUUACAAUUGUAAAUGUGAUAUUUGUGGAGAAAUAAAUGUGCCGGAAGAAAAAAAAAACAGAGAUGAGAAUUCGAUCGACUUAUUUCGUUUCUCAGAUAAGUGAUUCGAUUGAUUUUCCGAUACUGCUCUUGUGCUUUGUUUGCGUAAUUUUCGUGUAUCGGCUAACAAUGAGUCAAAAUAAACGAAAA
Messenger RNA from Pseudomyrmex gracilis, 9590 nucleotides. It is a transcript of the gene Cac, whose product is annotated as voltage-dependent calcium channel type A subunit alpha-1. Gene Ontology annotation, molecular function: calcium ion binding; high voltage-gated calcium channel activity. Gene Ontology annotation, biological process: chemical synaptic transmission; calcium ion import across plasma membrane. Bases 89 to 6589 code for a protein of 2166 amino acids. NCBI's taxonomy places the organism in Eukaryota, Metazoa, Arthropoda, Insecta, Hymenoptera, Formicidae. Gene Ontology annotation, cellular component: voltage-gated calcium channel complex; membrane. The transcript has 35 exons. The record is from RefSeq and is a predicted model, not a curated record.